GCCGGAGGAGGAAGCCCCAAAGCCCGGGGAAUGGGCGCUUCGCGGGGACUGGCUGGCCGCCCAUCCCACGACAAUGGCUAAGGGGGUAGAUUUGGCUUCUGUGGAGACAGGACUGACCUGGAGCUGUCCCAGCUCAGUUCACCAAGAUGAUGUCAUUGGAUGUGGCUGACAGCACAAGUGUGUACACCGCAUUCUUAGUUUACUUAGACCUCUUAGAAGUUAGAAACUGGCAUGAGGUUUCUUACUUUGGGCUACCAGAAUUCCAGCUUGUGGGUCUUUGUGGGCGAGAGAGAGAGGCUGAGGAUGCCCAGGCGGUUUUGCCCACUCCUGCCCACGUGCCGUUCAGCCACGAGAGGUUGAGACAGAUCAUGAAGGGAGUGUAUGCAUUACCAGACCUAUCUCUUUCCCCUCCUUGUUCCAUCAUACUAGCGAUAGUUGAAUCGGAUUCUACCAUAGUUUAUUAUAAACUGACGGAUGGUUUUGUAAUGCCCGAUCCCCCUGAGGAUGGUGAAGCUGCGGACAAUAAACAAUGGAGGAAGAAAAGAAAGAGAUGAUGGACAGAAGUAUUCAGAUCCAAACAAAUCUGAAAUUACAAGGUUCAACUGGGAGUUGGAACAUCUGUUUCAAAAAUCCUCACUAACAUUUGGAAAUUGGCAGGAUAUCGACUGCAUAUAGCCUGUAAUACACCAGGACAGCAUGGGCCAGUUCAAGAAUCCAUCCCUUCCUCACCCAGUUGCUCAAGCCUAGGGACUGGGUUAGCAGAGGUGAAUUUUUGGAAUGAAAGAAAAACCUGCCCUUUUUUCCACACUCAGUAAUUGUCCCUUGGGUACCAGAGAGUUCUUAAUUUUACAGUGUCGACUCUUUCCAGUGAAUUCCUUUGUGUUACAAUAAAAUGCAGCACCUGUGA
Varanus komodoensis (Komodo dragon) is the source of this 907-nucleotide messenger RNA. RefSeq names its product tRNA splicing endonuclease subunit 15 (gene TSEN15). Bases 147 to 554 code for a protein of 135 amino acids. Gene Ontology annotation, molecular function: nucleic acid binding. The transcript has 5 exons. Gene Ontology annotation, biological process: tRNA splicing, via endonucleolytic cleavage and ligation. The record is from RefSeq and is a predicted model, not a curated record. NCBI's taxonomy places the organism in Eukaryota, Metazoa, Chordata, Lepidosauria, Squamata, Varanidae.